This is a messenger RNA of Lytechinus pictus (painted urchin), 1706 nucleotides long. RefSeq names its product fibropellin-1-like. NCBI's taxonomy places the organism in Eukaryota, Metazoa, Echinodermata, Echinoidea, Temnopleuroida, Toxopneustidae. Gene Ontology annotation, biological process: Notch signaling pathway. The coding region runs from base 87 to 1706 and encodes 539 amino acids. The transcript is spliced from 15 exons. The record is from RefSeq and is a predicted model, not a curated record. Gene Ontology annotation, molecular function: Notch binding; calcium ion binding.
ACUGAUCAUUCGGUAGAGUGGGGUCGUGCUUGAAUAUCCAAACAUAACUAUCCAAAUGUUAGCGGAGAUUUCACUUGUAUAUAAAAAUGCAUUAUUUAGGGGUGACGGCCUUCUCUGUGUUCGUCAUACUGAACCACGAGUUUUACGGUGUAUUCGGUGGCCAAAUAUGUAAAAAAAUACCAGACAUCGCCUGCCCUCAAAGCAUUUCCGCACACACCGGGACCUUGGUGCAGCUUGUUCCCAAGUAUCUAACUCGUGAUCAUCCUGAAGAUGAAGUCAGAACACUACCGGCGAUGAGAGAUAACGUCAAUCUAUACUGCGCACAUCCAGCUUGUUACUCAAACCCGUGCCUUAACGAAGGAACGUGUAUGGAGGAACUAUUUGGAUAUAGCUGCUCUUGUGUCCGAGGAUACGGUGGGACACAUUGCGAAGAAAAUAUCGCUUGUAACUCAAACCCGUGCCUUAACGGAGGAACGUGUACGGAGGAACUAGUUGGAUAUAGCUGCUCGUGUGUCCAAGGAUACGGUGGGACACAAUGCGAAGAAAAUUUAACUUGUAACUCAAACCCGUGCCUUAACGGAGGAACGUGUACGGAGGAACUAGUUGGAUAUAACUGCUCGUGUGUCCAAGGAUACGGUGGGACACAUUGCGAAAAAAAUUUAACUUGUAACUCAAACCCGUGCCUUAACGGAGGAACGUGUACGGAGGAACUAGUUGGAUAUAACUGCUCGUGUGUCCAAGGAUACGGUGGGACACAUUGCGAAAAAAAUUUAACUUGUAACUCAAACCCGUGCCUUAACGGAGGAACGUGUACGGAGGAACUAGUUGGAUAUAACUGCUCGUGUGUCCAAGGAUACGGUGGGACACAUUGCGAAGAAAAUUUAACUUGUAACUCAAACCCGUGCCUUAACGGAGGAACGUGUACGGAGGAACUAGUUGGAUAUAACUGCUCGUGUGUCCAAGGAUACGGUGGGACACAUUGCGAAGAAAAUUUAACUUGUAACUCAAACCCGUGCCUUAACGGAGGAACGUGUACGGAGGAACUAGUUGGAUAUAACUGCUCGUGUGUCCAAGGAUACGGUGGGACACAUUGCGAAGAAAAUUUAACUUGUAACUCAAACCCGUGCCUUAACGGAGGAACGUGUACGGAGGAACUAGUUGGAUAUAACUGCUCGUGUGUCCAAGGAUACGGUGGGACACAUUGCGAAAAAAAUUUAACUUGUAACUCAAACCCGUGCCUUAACGGAGGAACGUGUACGGAGGAACUAGUUGGAUAUAACUGCUCGUGUGUCCAAGGAUACGGUGGGACACAUUGCGAAAAAAAUUUAACUUGUAACUCAAACCCGUGCCUUAACGGAGGAACGUGUACGGAGGAACUAGUUGGAUAUAACUGCUCGUGUGUCCAAGGAUACGGUGGGACACAUUGCGAAGAAAAUUUAACUUGUAACUCAAACCCAUGCCUUAACGGAGGAACGUGUACGGAGGAACUAGUUGGAUAUAACUGCUCGUGUGUCCAAGGAUACGGUGGGACACAUUGCGAAGAAAAUUUAAGUUUAUGUAGCAGUAGUAAAGUGGAGUGGAGAGUACGCAAAACCAUCACCCGAGGUAACUUCACGCAAAGUUCGCGAAUGAUAGACACAAUGGAUGCCUGCGUAAACCACGUGAUCAGUGUAAGUGGUUCUGAUCAACGAACGCAGAGGUCGUGA